GGGCCCUUCCGGGAACAACUCCGGGAAUAACACCGGGAAUAACACCGGGAAUAACACCGGGAAUAACAACACCGGGAGCAGCACCGGGAGCGGGGGGCUCCGGCCAUGCGCUACAACGAGCGCGAGCUGCUGUCGCUGGCCCGGCAGCCCGCGGAGAAGGCGGCCGAGAUCCGCAUGAGCGUGCCCAAGAAAGGCAGCGUGCUGAAGAAGCGCCUGGUGAAGCUCGUGGUGAAUUUUCUCUUCUACUUCAGGACAGACGAGGCCGAGCCCAUUGGAGCUCUGCUGCUGGAGCACUGCAGGAUCACCAAGGAGGAGGAGAACGUCUUCUCCAUCAGUUUCAUCGAGGAGCCAGAGAGGAAAUACUGCUUCGAGUGUGCCAGUGAGGAGCAGUGUCAGGAGUGGGUCGAGGCCCUCAAACGAGCCAGCUACGAAUUCCUGAGGAGGAGCUUGAUUUUCUACCGGAAUGAGAUCCAGAAGAUGACAGGGAAGGACCCCCUGGAGCAGUAUGGGAUCUCGGAGGAAGCCCGUUUCCAGCUGGGAACACACCAGCAGGAAUUCCCUCACCUGGGCUGAGCUGGCUCCUGAGUCCUGAGCAGGCUCCCCAGGGCCACCCCAACCCCUGGGAAGGACAGCAGAGCCCCACAGUGACCAAGGGACUCUUUUAUUUAUUACCCAAAUCGGUUUUUAUUCCUUUUUUUUUUUUUUUUUUUUAAAAAAAGGGAAUUCCUUGUACAUUCCCUCUUCCCCAGCUGUGGAGGCUCCCUUGUGGUGGGAGCAGAACCCCCUGGGAUGAGCAGAGGCAGGGGCUGCCAGAGCUCCCAGCACCUGCUGUCCUCCAGGGCCUGGGGCUGCUGGAGCUCCAGCCCUUCUCCUCCUCCUCCUCCCUGUCCCUCUCCUGAAGGAGCUGCUCGGCUUUCCUGCCUCAGGAUCUCCCCUCAAUCUCCAAGGAGCCCUUGGGGCUGGGAGAGGGUGCUGUGAUCACAUCUGUGCUCCAGGGUUAACCCCCUGCUGUCCUGGUGCUGGGCCAUCAGGCUGAUGGCUGAGCCGGUGAGCAGGGAGGGCUGGGAAUGCUCCCAGUCACACUGGGAAUGCUCCCACUGACACUGGGAAUGCUCCCAAUGACACUGGGAAUGCUCAGCCUCUGGCUCUUGCCCUUGGGGGUUUCCCUUCCCCUUCCCUGGGCAGGUGUUGUGAUUCCUGGGGGCUGGAGGGGUCCCCACAGUGCAGCCCAUCUGAGGGGACAAAGGGAACAGUCGGGAACAGAGACAGGGAGGGAUCCCUGGGGGCUCCUGCCCCUCUGCAGAGCUGUGGACUGAGCUCUGAUCCAGCUUCCCAGGGAGGAGAGGCAGAUGGAGAGGUUGGCAAAGGCAGGAGCUGCUCCCUCUGGCUGGAGGUUCGGGCUGCAGGGUGUGAGUUCAGAUGGGCAUUAACCCUCCAGCCCCUGAGCCACGGCUGCAGCUUCUCCCCUCCUUUGGGAAUAUCCAAAGGGGCAGACCAAAAACUGUGCCAGGGUCACUGCCAGGGAUCCAGGGCUGCCAGGGAUCCAGGGCUGCCAGGGAUCCAGGGCUGCCAGGGAUCCAGGGAACCAGGGCUGUCAGGGAUCCAGGGAACCAGGGCUGCCUCCCUGGGGCUCCUGGAAGGGUUAAGGAACAACAUCCCCACCCCACCAGCCGUGGCUGCAGGAAGGAAAACUGCCCAGAGAUGAGGGAGGAAAGGAGGGAGGGAGGACAUUCCCCACACCCAGGGCUGCAGGACACCCCCAUUCCUCACUGCCACAGCAGCUCCCCUGGAAGCAGCCCGGGAAAAGCCCCAGGAAAAGCCCCUGGAGGGUCCCAGGUGACACAGCCAGGGUUGGUGGCAGAAGGAACAGGGUGGGGGCCCGAGCUUUGGGGGCUGCAGCUCUGGGUGCUGUUCCCCUCCAGGGUGGGUGGAGCAGCCUCUGAGCUGGGCUUGAAGGGAAGUUUUGGGUCUCUUCCCUCCUUGGCUGGGAAUAAAUGCCCGAAGGAAGAGCUUUAGUGGCCUGGCCUUCCCUCUUUGCCCCUCCCUGCUGGGUGCCAGCACAGUGACAGCUGUCACCCAGGCUUUCUUUUCAAUCUCAAAGCCAAGGUUUUUCCCUUUUCCCUGCCCCAGAUCCUCCCUUUCCCUUGAAUCAUUCCAAGUGCUCCAAAACCUCACCGAAAUGAGCUGGGGGCAGCUGCCCUGCAGGAGGAGCCAGGACAGGGAGUGGGAUCCAGGGGGAAUGUGCAGGCAGAUGGCAGCUCCAGGGGGAGCAGCAAGGAGGGAUUAAAGGCAGGAACCCACAGGAGCUUCUGCUGGAGGGAAUUGGUGUCCUCAGAUGGCUUUGAAGUGCAUUUUAAUCCUCACCAGCUCUGCUUUCCCUCAGGGCAGGGGCACCCCUGACCUGGAGAGGGGACAGGGCAGCUUUUACUGUGAAAAGAGACUGGUCUGGUCACUGGGGGGAGGAUGGAAAGGCAGAUUCCAGGUUGGCAGUGGGAUAAUGAGCUGGGAUGAGAGCAUGGGCUCCCCCACAGCUCCAUCCCACAGCCCCUGCCCUGCAGCUCCAGGGGCAGGACAGCCCCAUCCAGGCUCAGCUCGGCACUGCUGGAUCCUUCCAGGUGUAGUUUGAUCCAAACCUCGGGAAUUCUGCCGGGCUUGGAGCAUUCCCUGCACACAGUCCCGUGUCCUGGUGCCGGAGCAGGACCCCCCUGCCACACCUGGGCACCUUCCCCGCUGUCACCCUGCACAAAAAGGGCAUUUUGGUUGCUGUUCUGGGCCACGAGAGCAAACCCCAGCCCUCGUCCAGGAGGCACCAGUGACAUUUCUUAAUGAAUGUAAAACAAAUGCUGUGAAUGAAGAGUUCCAGGAGCUCAGAUCCACUCCGGAGCAGGGCUGGGACAGGGGGUGGGGUUCAGCACUGAGGGGAGAUGGGAACUUGUAGACGCUUCAAAAUCCGCAUCAGCUGCUGGUGAUUUAUAGACAAUUGUUCAUUUUUUUCACACUCUGAGUUUUGUAUUUCAGUCAGAGCUGGGUCCAGGCUCCCCCAGAGCCCUUUCUCUGUUGUGCAUUGCCAAUAAAUCCUGUUUUAAUCUG
This is a messenger RNA of Myiozetetes cayanensis, 3090 nucleotides long. It is a transcript of the gene PLEKHJ1, whose product is annotated as pleckstrin homology domain containing J1. Gene Ontology annotation, cellular component: recycling endosome; early endosome; trans-Golgi network. Lineage: Eukaryota; Metazoa; Chordata; Aves; Passeriformes; Tyrannidae. The coding region runs from base 106 to 573 and encodes 155 amino acids. The record is from RefSeq and is a predicted model, not a curated record. Gene Ontology annotation, biological process: endosome organization; receptor recycling; retrograde transport, endosome to Golgi. The transcript has 6 exons.